Messenger RNA from Gopherus flavomarginatus (Mexican gopher tortoise), 9238 nucleotides. RefSeq names its product tenascin XB (gene TNXB). Bases 242 to 9208 code for a protein of 2988 amino acids. The transcript is spliced from 36 exons. Lineage: Eukaryota; Metazoa; Chordata; Testudines; Testudinidae. The record is from RefSeq and is a predicted model, not a curated record. Gene Ontology annotation, molecular function: protein binding.
GGCCACCUCACUGAGCCUGCGCUGGGAGCCCCCGGCUGCCCAGCCCGAUGGAUACACCCUGCGCUACAGCCCAGUGGGGCGGGACAGCUCCGAGCCCCCCACCCGCCUGCCCCUGCCCCCUGACCGCACCACCCUCACACUGACCGGCCUCCGCAGCACCACCCAGUACACCCUCGCCCUGACUGCCCACCGCGGCCCAGAGCAGAGCCCUCCCGCCAGCACCAGCGCCACCACCGCGCCGAUGCCCACCCUGCCCCCACCUGGCCGACUGCACCCAGAACCCACACGCCCCUCAGUGGCCCGUCUCCGGCCGCCUGGCCCUGCGGGGAAGCCAGGCCCCCGGGCCACCCCGGCCAACGCCUCCUCGCUCCCCAGCCAGCUCUUCUUUCGGACCAUGGCGCAGAACCUGACGGCCAAGCUGGCCCGGUACAACGGGACCCUGCUGCAGCGCCUGGAGAGUUACCUCCGCGCCACACGCUACCCGCUCCGCGGCAACCAAACCAUCGCCAGCGUGGCCAGGACCAUCUACCUCUACCUGGUGCACAGGAAGUCCCUGGAGGAACAGGAGAUGGUCUACGUGGGGCUGGGCCAGCAUUCGAAGGAGCUCGGGGUCAUGGCACCCACCCUGGGGCACCCUGCGGAGGAGCCCACAGGGCCUCCCGGCCACCUCCAGAUAGCCGGGAAGGAGGGUGGCAUCUUCUCGGAGGGCUCCCCCGGCUGGGCCACGGGGCCCAGGGGCCACGCCAAGCCGGCGGUGGUGGCCCACUCCCCCGGCGCCAUUGUGGUCUCACUGGAGGGCAUGCGUGGCCACGCAGAGCGCAUGGUGGUCCGCUACUGGCGGGUGGGCGACGGCGGAGGAGCGGGGGAGCUGGCGGUUCCCGGCGACGCCGCGGCGGUUCGCCUGCACGGCCUGGCGCCUGGCACCACCUACCAGGUGGAGAUCCAUGGCCUGGUCCAGGGGCGGCUCUCCAAGUCCUAUUCCUUUGUCGCCUCCACAGCUCCAGAGGCAUCUGGCACCGAGCCCCCCCCCACACCCAGCCUCUCCCGCCCUGGGCCACCCCCAGGGGACCUGGCCGUGACAGAUGUCUCAUCCGACCGGUUCCGCGUCACCUGGACGGCCACGACUGGCACCUUCCAGCACUUUGUGCUGCAGUACCAGAAGCCCGGCUCUCGGGUGCCCCCCGGGCAGACCCAGGUGCCUGGGGGGAAGAGGAGUGUGAUCCUCACCCAGCUGAGCCCCGGCACCGAAUACGAGGUGGAGCUGCGGGGGGUGGCACCUGACGGGACCAUCUCAGAGCCCAUCACCACCAGCGUGUCGACAGCACCCCUUGGUGGGGGCCCUGGGCCAAGCGACCUGGGGGCCUUGGGGGUCAGGAACGUGACCAGCGAUGGGUUUGGGCUCCAGUGGAGGGCGCCGAAGGCCCUGUUCCAGUCCUUCCUGCUGCGCUACGAAGAUGCAGCCGGGCGCAUGGGGCCCCGGGAGGCCGAGGUGCCGGAGGACCAGCGGGCGACCCGUGUUGGGGGACUGCGGCCUGGCACCGAGUACAACGUCACGCUGUAUGGGGUGCACCGCGGCCAGCUCUCACCCCCACUCAGAGCCAGAGUCCGGACAGCACCAGCAGAACCCGGCACCCAGCCCAGCCUGGGGGAGCUCUCGGCCUCCAAUGUCACCCACGACUCCGCCCUGCUCUCCUGGACCGUCCAGGCCGGGGACUUCGACUCCUUCCUCCUGCAGUACAAGGACGCGGAGGGCAAACCCCAGGCCCUACCCGUGGAUGGGGGAUCCCGCACGGUCACCGUCACCAACCUGGCCCCCUCCCGCAGAUACAAGUUCAACCUCUACGGAAUCUCCGGCCGCAAGCGCCUCGGCCCCGUCUCCACCGACAGCGUCACAGCCAAGGAGCCGCGGGAGCCGGAACUCACCCCCCAGCCCAGCCUGGGGGAGCUCUCGGCCUCCGAUGUCACCCACGACUCCACCCUGCUCUCCUGGACCGUCCAGGCCGGGGACUUCGACUCCUUCCUCCUGCAGUACAAGGACACGGAGGGCAAACCCCAGGCGCUGCCCAUGGAUGGGGGAUCCCGCACGGUCACCGUCACCAACCUGGCCCCCUCCCACAGAUACAAGUUCAACCUCUACGGCAUCUCCGGCCGCAAGCGCCUCGGCCCCAUCUCCACCGACACCGUCACAGCUGCAGCGCCACCGAAGGAGGUACCCACCACCCAGCCCAGCCUGGGGGAGCUCUCGGCCUCCGACGUAACCCACGACUCCAUCCUGCUCUCCUGGACCGUCCAGGCUGGGGACUUCGACUCCUUCCUCCUCCAGUACAAGGACGCGGAGGGCAAACCCCAGGCGCUGCCCAUGGACUGGGGAUCCCGCACAGUGACCGUAACCAAUCUGGCACCGUCCCGCCGAUACAAGUUCAACCUCUACGGCAUCUCCGGCCGCAAGCGCCUCGGUCCCAUCUCCACCGAUGCCAUUACAGUUGCAGUGCGGCGGGAGGAAGAAACCACCGCCAAGCCCAGCCUGGGGGAGCUCUCGGCCUCCGACGUAACCCAUGACUCCAUCCGGCUCUCCUGGACCGUCCAGGCCGGGGACUUCGACUCCUUCCUCCUCCAGUACAAGGAUGCGGAGGGCAAACCGCAGGCGCUGCCCGUAGACGGAGAAUCCCGCACGGUCACUGUCACCAACCUGGCCCCCUCCCACAGAUACAACUUCAAAUUCUAUGGUGUCUCCGGCCGCAAGCGCCUUGGGCCUAUCUCCACUAAUGCAGUCACAGCCACGGCACCGACAGAGGCGGUACCCACGGCCCAGCCCAGCCUGGGAGAGCUCUCGGCCUCCGACGUCACCCACGACUCCAUCCUGCUCUCCUGGACCAUCCAGGCCGGGGACUUUGACUCCUUCCUCCUGCAGUACAAGGACGCGGAGGGCAAACCCCAGGCGCUGCCCGUGGACGGGGGAUCCCGCACAGUCACCGUAACCAAUCUGGCCCCCUCCCGCAGAUACAAGUUCAACCUCUACGGCAUCUACGGCCGCAAGCGCCUCGGCCCCGUCUCCACCGACACCGUCACAGCCAUGGCGCCGCAGGAGGAGGCAGUUGGGAUGCAGCUCCGCCUGGGGGAGCUCUCAGCGGCCAACGCAGUCCACGACUCCAUCGACCUCUCCUGGACCGUGGAAGAGGGGACAUUUGACUCCUUCAUCCUCCAGUACCGGGACGCAGAGGGCAACCCCCGGGCGCUGCCCUUGGACGGUGCCCUGCGCUCCCUCCACCUCCAUGACCUGGCCCCCUCCCACAGAUACAAGUUCAACCUCUACGGCAUCUCCGGCCGCAAGCGCCUCGGCCCUGUCUCCACUGACGCCGUCACAGCCGCAGCACCGACGGAGGCAGUACCCACCGCCCAGCCCAGCCUGGGGGAGCUCUCAGCCUCCAACAUCACCCACGACUCCAUCCUGCUCUCCUGGACCGUCCAGGCCGGGGACUUCGACUCCUUCCUCCUCCAGUACAAGAACAUGGAGGGCAAACCCCAGGCACUGCCCGUGGACGGGGGAUCCCGCACGGUCACCAUCAACAGCCUGGCCCCUUCCCGCAGAUACAAGUUCAACCUCUAUGGCAUGUCCGGCCGCAAGCGCCUCGGCCCCGUCUCCACCGACGCCGUCACAGCCCCGUGGAAAGAGGAACCUGCCCCCCAGCCCAGCCUGGGGGAGCUCUCGGCCUCCGACGUCACCCAUGACUCCAUCCGGCUCUCCUGGACCAUCCAGGGCGGAGACUUCGACUCCUUUAUCCUCCAGUAUAAGGACAUGGAGGGCAAACUCCAGGCACUGCCCAUGGACGGAGGAUCUCGUACAGUCACCGUAACAAACCUGGCCCCUUCCCGCAGAUACAAGUUCAACCUCUACGGCAUCUAUGGCCGCAAGCGCCUCGGGCCCGUCUCCACCGACACCGUAACAGCCUCGGCACCCACAGAAGAGGUGCCCACUGCCCAGCCCAGCCUGGGGGAGCUCUCGGCCUCCAACGUCACCCAUGACUCCAUCCGGCUCUCCUGGACCAUCCAGACUGGGGACUUCGACUCCUUCCUCCUACAGUACAAGGACACGGAGGGCAAACCCCAAGCACUACCCGUGGAUGGAGGAUCCCGCACGGUCACCGUCACCAACCUGGCCCCCUCCCACAGAUACAAGUUCAACCUCUACGGCAUCUCCGGCCGCAAGCGCCUCGGCCCCAUCUCCACCGACACCAUCACAGCACCCACAGAAGAGGUACCCACCCCCCAGCCCAGCCUUGGGGAGCUCUUGGCCUCCAACGUCACCCACGACUCCAUCCGGCUCUCCUGGACCGUCCAGGCUGGGGACUUCGACUCCUUCCUCCUCCAGUACAAGGACACGGAGGGCAAACGCCAGACUCUGCCCAUGGACCGGGGAUCCCGCACGGUCACCGUCACCAACCUGGCCCCCUCCCGCAGAUACAAGUUCAACCUCUACGGCAUCUACGGCCGCAAGCGCCUUGCCCCCGUCUCCACCGACGGCGUCACAGCCGCAGCACCCACAGAAGAGGUACCCACCCCCCAGCCAAGCCUGGGGGAGCUCUCAGCCUCCGACAUCACCCACGACUCCAUCGGGCUCUCCUGGACCGUCCUGGCCAGAGACUUUGACUCCUUCCUCCUGCAGUACAAGGACGCAGAGGGCAAACCCCAAGCGCUGCCCGUGGAUGGAGGAUCCCGCACGGUCACCGUCACCAACCUCGCCCCCUCCCGCAGAUACAAGUUCAACCUCUACGGCAUCUCCGGCCGCAAGCGCCUUGGGCCCGUCUCCACCGACACCGUCACAGCCGCAGCACCCACAGAAGAGGUACCCACCCCCCAGCCAAGCCUGGGGGAGCUCUCGGCCUCCAACGUCACCUACGACUCCAUCCAGCUCUCCUGGACCAUCCAGGCCGGGAACUUCGACUCCUUCCUCCUGCAGUACAAGGACACGGAGGGCAAACCCCAGGCUCUGCCCAUGGGCGGGGGAUCCCGCACGGUCACCGUCACCAACCUGGCCCCCUCCCGCAGAUACAAGUUCAACCUCUACGGCAUCUACGGCCGCAAGCGCCUUGGCCCCGUCUCCACCGACAGCGUCACAGAUGCAGCACCCACAGAACAGGUGCCCACCGUCCAGCCCAGCCUGGGGGAGCUCUCAGCCUCCAACGUCACCCACGAUUCCAUCCAGCUCUCCUGGACCGUCCAAGCUGGGGACUUCGACUCCUUCCUCCUGCAGUACAAGGGCGCUGAUGGCAAACCCCAAGCACUGCCCAUGGAUGGAGGAUCCCGCACAGUCACCGUAACCAAUCUGGCCCCCUCCCGCAGAUACAAGUUCAACCUCUACGGCAUCUUCGGCCGCAAGCGCCUCGGGCCCGUCUCCACCGACAGCAUCACAGCCCCGUGGAAAGAGGAACCUGCCCCCCAGCCCAGCCUGGGGGAGCUCUCGGCCUCCAACGUCACCAACGACUCCAUCCGGCUAUCCUGGACCGUCCAGGCUGGGGACUUCGACUCCUUCCUCCUGCAGUACAAGGACACGGAGGGCAAACCCCAGGCGCUGCCCGUGGAUGGAGGAUCCCGCACGGUCACCGUCACCAACCUGGCCCCCUCUCGCAGAUACAAGUUCAACCUCUACGGCAUCUACGGCCGCAAGCGCCUCGGGCCCGUCUCCAUCGACAGCGUCACAGCCGCGGCACCGAAGGAUGAGGUACCCACCCCCCAGCCGAGCCUGGGGGAGCUCUCGGCCUCUGAUGUCACCCACGACUCCAUCCGGCUCUCCUGGACCGUCCAGGCUGGGGACUUUGACUCCUUUCUCCUCCAGUACAAGGACACGGAGGGCAAACCCCAGGUGCUGCCCGUGGACGGGGGAUCCCGCACGGUCACCGUCACCAACCUGGCCCCCUCCCGCAGAUACAAGUUCAACCUCUACGGCAUCUACGGCCGCAAGCGCCUCGGACCCCUCUCCACCGACAGCGUCACAGAUGCAGCACCCACAGAACAGGUGCCCACCGUCCAGCCCAGCCUGGGAGAGCUCUCGGCCUCCAACGUCACCCACGAUUCCAUCCAGCUCUCCUGGACCAUCCAGGCCGGGGACUUUGACUCCUUCCUCCUGCAGUACAAGGACGCGGAGGGCAAACCCCAAGCACUGCCUGUGGAUGGAGGAUCUCGUACAGUCACCGUAACCAACCUGGCCCCCUCCCGCAGAUACAAGUUCAACCUUUACGGCAUCUUCGGCCGCAAGCGCCUCGGGCCCGUCUCCACCGACAGCGUCACAGCAGCAGCACCAGGAAAGGAGGAACCUGCCCCCCAGCCCAGCCUGGGGGACCUCUCGGCCUCUGACGUCACCCACGACUCCAUCCGGCUCUCCUGGACCGUCCAGGCCGGGGACUUCGACUCCUUCCUCCUGCAGUACAAGGACGCGGAGGGCAAACCCCAGGCGCUGCCCGUGGACGGGGGAUCCCGCACGGUCACUGUCACCAACCUGGCCCCCUCCCGCAGAUACAAGUUCAACCUCUACGGCAUCUCCGGCCGCAAGCGCCUCGGGCCCGUCUCCACCGACACCAUCACAGCUGUGGCACCAUGGGACAAGGGAGCGGGGAUGCAGCUACGCCUGGGGGAGCUCUCAGCCUCCAAUGUCACCCACGACUCCGCCCUACUCUCCUGGACCGUGGAGGAGGGGACCUUCGACUCCUUCAUCCUCCAGUACAAGGACGUGGAGGGCAAACCCCAGGCCCUGCCCGUGGACGGGGAAUCCCGCACAGUCACCGUCACCAACCUGGCCCCCUCCCGCAGAUACAAGUUCAACCUCUACGGCAUCUCCGGCCGCAAGCGCGUCGGGCCCGUCUCCACCGACACCGUCACAGCCAUGGGGCCGCCAGAGGGGGAACCCACUGCCCAGCCCAGCCUGGGGGAGCUCUCGGCCUCCAACAUCACCCACGACUCCAUCCAGCUCUCCUGGACCGUCCAGGCCGGGGACUUCGACUCCUUCCUCCUGCAGUACAAGGACGCGGAGGGCAAACCCCAGGCGCUGCCCGUGGACGGGGGAUCCCGCACGGUCACCGUCACCAGCCUGGCCCCCUCCCGCAGAUACAAGUUCAACCUCUACGGCAUCUACGGCCGCAAGCGCCUCGGCCCCGUCUCCACCGACACCGUCACAGUGCCGCGGGAGGAGGGAGCCGGGAUGCAGCUCCGCCUGGGGCCGCUCUCAGCCUCUGAUGUCACCCACGACUCCCUCGAUCUGUCCUGGACCGUGGAGGAAGGGACCUUCGACUCCUUCAUCCUCCAGUACCGGGAUGCGGACGGCAAACCCCAGGUGCUGCCCGUGGACGGGGGAUCCCUCACGGUCACCGUCACCAACCUGGCCCCCUCCCGCAGAUACAAGUUCAACCUCUACGGCGUCUCCGGCCGCAAGCGCCUUGGGCCCGUCUCUACCGACGCCGUCACAGCCUUCCCGGAAGCCUCCAGCGUGAUGCCCGCCCGGCUGGAGCAGCUGCUGGUCUCUGAGGUGACCCCGACCUCCCUGCGGCUGCGCUGGGACGCGCCCGAGGGCGACUUCGACACCUUCCUCAUCCGGUACCGGGCCGAGGGCUGGGGGCCCGCCCAGGAGAUGCCGGUGCCGGGGGCCCAGCGCUCGGCCGUGCUGCGGGGGCUGCGGCCCAGCACCGAAUACGGCUUGGCCGUGUACGGCCUGCGGCAGGGCGAGGAGACGGCCAAUGUCCAUGGGGCCGCGCGGACCAGCAGCCUCGAGCUGGAGAGCCCCCGGGACCUGCGCUUCAGUGACGUCCGAGAGACCUCGGUGGGGGUGACCUGGGGGGCCCCGUCCACCCACGUCGACCACUACAAGGUGUCCUUCCAGCUGCGCCACGGGGGGGAGCCGCAGAGCGUGAUGGUCGAGGGCACCAGGCUGCAGACGAUGCUCGAGGGGCUGAUCCCCGGGGCCAGCUACGAGGUCAGCGUCAUGGCCGUGCGGGGCUUCGAGGAGAGCGAGCCGCUGGUGGGCUACGUCACCACGGUCCCCGACGGCCCCUCGGACCUGCGCGCCGUCAACGUCGCCGACACCUUGGCCCUGCUGCGCUGGCGCCCGCCCCAGGCCCCUGUCCAGAGCUACGAGCUGAGCUACGGGCCCCCCCAGGGCCCCUCGGUGACACUGCAGCUCCCUGGGGACCGGGCCGAGCACCCCCUGGCUGGGCUGCGGCUGGACACCGAGUAUCUGGUCACCGUCCAUGGGGUGACGGGGGGCAACCGCAGCUCCCCCGCCAGCGCCACCUUCACCACCGGACUGGAUGCUCCCCGGGACCUGCGAGCCACCGAGGUGACCCCCCGCAGCGCCCGGCUCUCCUGGACCCCCCCGCACAUCCCCCCCGCUGGCUACGUGCUGAGCUACGAGACGCCCUCCGGCCAAAUGCAGGAGAUCCCCCUGGGCCCUGACGCCGCCUCCCACCAGCUGAGCAACCUGACCCCGUCCAGCCGCUACCAGGUCUGGGUGCAGGCGAUCCGGGGGGGCCACCCCAGCACCCCCAUCGCCACUUCCUUCAACACCGUCUGGCUGAGCUACCCCUUCCCCCGGGACUGCGUGGAGGAGCAGCUGAACGGGCCGGGCCCCUCCCGCGAGGUGACCAUCUACCUGGGGGGCGACAGGCAGCGCCCCCUGCAGGUGUACUGUGACAUGGAGACCGACGGGGGCGGCUGGCUGGUGUUCCAGCGUCGCAUGAACGGCCAGACAGAUUUCUGGCGCGACUGGGAGGACUAUGCCCGGGGCUUCGGGAACCGGUCCCAGGAGUUCUGGCUGGGUAACGACGCCCUGCACGAGCUGACGGCGGGGGGGGAGCAGGAGCUGCGGGUGGAUCUCCGGGCCGGGGCCGAGGCCGUGUUCGCCCAGUACCAGCGGUUCCGAGUGGACCCCCCCAGCGAGCAUUAUCGCCUGCACCUCGGCAGCUACCGCGGCACGGCCGGCGACGCGCUGAGCUACCACUCGGGCAGUGUUUUCUCGACCCGGGACCGGGACCCGAACCGGCUGCUGAUCCCCUGCGCGGUGUCCUACCGCGGGGCCUGGUGGUACCGCAACUGCCACUACGCCAACCUCAACGGGCUCUACGGCAGCCGCCGGGACCACCAGGGCGUGAACUGGUUUAACUGGAAAGGUUUCGAGUUCUCCAUCCCCUUCACCGAGAUGAAGAUGCGGCCGCGGCGAGGCUGAGGGGGCCGGACGGACGGAGGGACACGAGGG